Psylliodes chrysocephalus is the source of this 969-nucleotide messenger RNA. Lineage: Eukaryota; Metazoa; Arthropoda; Insecta; Coleoptera; Chrysomelidae. The record is from the annotation of a GenBank genome assembly.
AUGAGUAAGAGAAGUGAACUAAUAUUAAAAAGUGCUAUAAGGAUAUCAAAGGAAAAUCUAGAUAAAGCUGAUGAUAAUGGUAGUUCUGAAUACGAAGUGCCUGCUCCAAGGGAACCGUUGGGUGUACCUAAUGCCAGAAGCAAAGAGAAAAAAAAUAUUAAGAGAAAAAGAAACGGCGCUGAGAGAAGCAAUGUUAGAAAAAGGUAUAGAAAUGCUUUAGAGUGGAUUGAUACGAAAGCAGAAACACUAUUAAAUCAAGGAGUUGAGCAUAAGAAUAGAAAAGGAAGAAUUAUUAAGGAAACCAGGUACGUAAAAGAAAUUAAAAAGAAGCAGGUUACGGUUGGUGCAGGGUUAAUAUCAAGAAGGCUAAAUUCCAGAAAUUACUCGUUUAAAAUAAUUAACGAAGAAGAGCUAAAAGUAUGUAAAUCCAUGUUUUUGAAUACUCUUGGCAUCUCAGAAACCUAUGUGACAACAGCACUCUCAAAAAUAAGAGGCUCAAGCACAAUAAUUGCUGACCAACGAGAAAAGCACAACAAUAGACCAGAAAGAAUCAAAGAAGCCAUUAAGGAUAGUGAUAUCACAGACAUUGGAAGGUGGAAAACCGACGAAAAUAAAAAGGACUUUAAAAUUGGCAAGAUAAGGGAAAUUUCUGUUAAAUCUUCUGUGCCGGUGACUAUAUUUUUUAAAUAUGAAUACGAUUCAGCUGAUAGCGAAAUUUUAAAGAUUCGUUUUUUGGAAUCAGAGAAAAGGGGAAGGCCACCAAAGGCUAAUAAUAGCCUUAUUAUACCAAACAAUUUAAAGAGACUGUACAAUACUGAACUUCCAGUGGAAGAAAAAAAGUUAAAGGGGCUAUUGUGGCUUUGUGAUAAAAACAAAAUACCAAAAAUGUAUCACCAAUUUUAUAGAAGCCUCAAAUGUAAAAAAGCUAGUGAAGAUGGAGAAGAUGAAGAAUUAUUACUAAACGAAUAA